Verticillium nonalfalfae is the source of this 831-nucleotide messenger RNA. RefSeq lists its product as uncharacterized. The record is from RefSeq and is a predicted model, not a curated record. The transcript is spliced from 2 exons. Gene Ontology annotation, molecular function: protein heterodimerization activity. NCBI's taxonomy places the organism in Eukaryota, Fungi, Ascomycota, Sordariomycetes, Glomerellales, Plectosphaerellaceae. The coding region runs from base 1 to 831 and encodes 276 amino acids.
AUGGCCCCCCCGACACCCCUCUACCACGCCCUCCUCCGUCCCUGCAUCCUCCAGAUCCUCCGCGCGACGGGCUACCACGCGACCCGCCCUGCCGUCCUCGACACCCUCACCGAGCUCGCCGCCCGUUACCUCCUCACGCUCUGCCGCCACACGGCCGCCCGCGCCCUCGACAACAACCCCCACCACGACCCCGCCGACGAGCACCCCCUGCGCGUCGCCGACGUCCGCAUGGCCCUCGAGGACGUCGGCGCCCUAGGCGUCGUCGAGCGCUUCGUCGAGCCCGACGAGGGCGGCCGCCCCGCCACCGCGCCGUCCGGCGCCGCACCCGAGGACAAGACCUCAUCCUCCACCACCACCACCACCACCUCGUCCUCGUCUUCCUCUGCUGCCGCCUACCGCGCCUGCCGCGGCGACGACGACACGCGCGGCGUCGACGAGUUCGCCGCCUGGUUCGCCGGUGCGCGGUGCCGCGCCAUUCGGGACAUGGUCGUCGACGGCAUCGGCGAGGGCGUCGUCGGCACGGGCAAUGCUGCGCAGGACGGGGACGUGCCUGCGGGGGAUUACCUCCACGCACUCAUGUCUCGCCACAGCAAGUCCGCCGAGGACAGCAAGUUCCACGACACGAUCCUCGGCCGCGGAAACGAGCACGCGAGCGACGUGCUCGUCGAGGGGGGCGACCUGUCGAGCAUCGCCGGCUGGAUGGACAUGAUGCGCGGGCCCUCGCCCCCCGGCUCGCCGACGCCGUCGGGAGGGUCCAGGCCGCCGAGCUCCGGGCUGAGUUCUGUCGGCGACCGGCUCGGUGACGAGGGCGACGGCAUGGAUCUCUCCUAG